Messenger RNA from Alosa sapidissima (American shad), 3271 nucleotides. RefSeq names its product cyclase associated actin cytoskeleton regulatory protein 2 (gene cap2). Lineage: Eukaryota; Metazoa; Chordata; Actinopteri; Clupeiformes; Clupeidae. The coding region runs from base 619 to 2046 and encodes 475 amino acids. The record is from RefSeq and is a predicted model, not a curated record. Gene Ontology annotation, biological process: regulation of adenylate cyclase activity; cell morphogenesis; cytoskeleton organization. The transcript is spliced from 14 exons. Gene Ontology annotation, molecular function: adenylate cyclase binding; actin binding. Gene Ontology annotation, cellular component: cytoplasm.
GGUCUUCUUUAAGUUUCACCGAACAGUUUAGUGCGUAGAAAUUCAGUCAAGAGCAGCAGUCGGUGUCAAAUGUAUGGUCGCGCUAUAAUUUACCUUCCCCUGUCGUGUAACCGUUGAUUAGGCUACACGCUCCAGAAUUACGCUUUUUCAGCGGCGCUCAACGAUACGUAGAGAGAGAGAGGCAGAGACAGAGAGAUAGAAGGAGACGGGACGUCGUCUGGGAAUUAUCCCUGUGUGUUUCCCCGGUCCUCUCGCAGGUUCACUGAUGUUGCUUUAUUUGGAAGUCCCGGAAGCGUUUGCUGCCCUGCUCAGUUGACUGACAAGAAGGCUUGGGGAAGGGACGCGCAGGGACCAGCUCGUUUGAGGACGUCUGGGAACAAGAAACAGAAAUACAACACUGCCGUAAUAACAUUGAAGAGAACACAGACGCCUCAUAUAGCCCAAAUAUCAGAUGGCAGUCUUGAACCCAGUUACAUGCUUGGCCUGAAGGUCUGUGUCAAUCUACUGUAAACUAUCUGAAGAGAGGCAUCACUGUAAGAGCAUCUGAAAGAAAACCAAGAGGAGACACUCUAAAGCAUCCAAACACUUUUGGAUAAAGUUGGGAAUAAACGCAGAAGCAUGGAGACGCUCGUAGACCGCCUGGAACAGGCUGUGAUUCGCUUGGAGGAGGUGUCUGUCAAGUUACAGGACCGAGGCAUGGCCAAUGGAGACAUGGUGAAUGGAAUAAAUGGAGUCUUGUCGGAGUGGAUGGAGGCGUUUGAUGUGCUCCUGAAGGGACCAGUGGCUGAGUAUCUGAAGCACAGUCGAGCCAUCGGGGACGAUGUCGCCAAACAUGCCGAGAUGGUAAACAGUGCUCUGCAAGUGGAGAGAGCCUUCCUCAAGAUGGCCAGCACACACCAGGAGCCAGCUCAGCAGACGGAGCUAGCUGACCUGUUGCGGCCGCUCUCUGAGAAGAUUCAGGAGGUGCAGAGCUUCCGAGAGAAGCACCGCGGCAGCAACUUCUUCAACCAUCUGUCAGCUAUCAGCGAGAGCAUCCCGGCCCUUGGUUGGGUGGCCAUAGGUCAAAAGCCAGGCCCCUAUGUGAAAGAGAUGAAUGAUGCAGCCAUGUUCUACACCAACAGAGUCCUGAAGGACUACAAAGACUCUGAUGCACGUCAUGUGGACUGGGUGCACUCUUAUCUUAGCAUCUGGACUGAAAUGCAGGAGUUCAUCAAACUGUACCAUGCCACUGGCCUUGCCUGGAGUACAACUGGUCCCAUCGCCCCGGUCUCCCUGUCCGGCCCUGCUCCUGUAGGUCCUUGUCCCCCGCCUCCUCCACCACCCCCCGGCCCUCCGCCAGUCUUCACCGAUGAGGAGGGACCCAAGCAGGGUGGCCCCUCUGCCCAGAGGUCAGCCCUGUUCGCCCAGCUCAACCAGGGAGCGGACAUUACUAAAGUUCUGAAGCACGUGUCUGAUGAGCAGAAGACCCAUAAGAACCCAGGACUGCGGUCUCAGGGUGGACCACAGCAGGGGCAGCAGCAGCAGGCCUCGCCCGCUAAAUCCAAAAACCAGAGGAAGAAACAGAACAAGAAGCACCCCCCUGUGCUGGAGCUGGAGGGGAAGAAGUGGAGAGUGGAGUACCAGGAGCAGGCCCAUGAUCUGGUGAUAGCGGAGACAGAGCUGAAGCAGGUAGUUUAUAUCUUCAGCUGUAACAACUCGACAAUUCAGAUCAAAGGCAAGGUCAACUCCAUCAUCACAGAUAACUGUAAGAAACUGGGCCUAGUGUUUGACAAUGCUGUGGGAAUCGUUGAAAUAAUCAACUCCAAAGACAUUAAGAUUCAGGUGAUGGGGAAAGUACCCACCAUCUCCAUCAACAAGACAGAAGGCUGCCACGUGUACCUGAGCCAAGAGGCACUGGACUGUGAGAUCGUCAGUGCCAAGAGCUCUGAGAUGAACAUCCUUAUACCACAGGGCGAUGAUUAUAGAGAGUUCCCAGUCCCAGAGCAGUUUAAGACCGUCUGGGACGGCUCCAAGCUGGUGACGGAGCCCACAGAGAUGGCUGGCUGAUCUGAUGACUCUUCUCCCCACUCCUGGUCCGCAUCUCUACAAUCAUCUCCUGUCCUCCUCCCUACUCCCCUUCUCUCCCAACUCACUGCACUUUUAAUAGUAAACUCCGUCCAAGAUCAGACCGACUGUGGUAAAAAAAGGGAUUACAACACACAGACACCACUGCUUUAGAUAGGUAUUGGGUUGGAAAUUGAUCUAGGGUUUUACUGCCAAAUGAAAUUGUUUGAAAAGGGACAUUUGGAGGUAAAAUGUCCUCUUCAGAUCCAGCCCGUACAUAGCAAUUGAUAUAUUCCCUAUAGGCACUUUCAAUGCGUAGUUUGAGUAUUAUGAAAGGUCCCAUUUGUCAAAACCAUUGUAGUUAUUUUUCAUCUACCUGCAUUUUAUUUGUCUGCAAUUAUGAUUGUGCUAUACUCUUGACAAAAAAAAUCUUCUUAAUAAUUGUAAUGAGGCCUUUCUACCACUCAUUGUUCAAAACCAGUUUCAGAUUCAAUUGGUCCACUGUUCUACAUUUUCGCCCCAUUUUUUAAAAAACAAUUGAUUCUCAGACAUUUUUUAUACAUCAUUUGAUUGUGUGGAUUUUUGUGUGCAUUUUUUUAUUUUACAAGUAGUUCUCAUAAUUUUUCGAUUCAAGAUUCAACCACAAAAGUUGCUGAGUGAUGAUCACUGAGAGAAAUCUUUUGUGCCAAGGAUGAUACAGCAUUGAAGAGUAUCUGUUUUUUUAAGCAAGAAGUAGGGGUUAUCAAUUUUCAGUGGCAGAUAGUUUUAUCUCGACAAAUGUAAUGUUUUCAUUGAGGUGUACCAUCACUCACAAUUUAUUUGGCAAAUUUUAUAACUGUCAAGUCACUGGUUCUAUAUAGCAGACCAAUUCUGAGGGGUAAGUUAUGAAGUUGGCUCAACAAGUUAGCUGGCUAACUUUUGUGGUGUAUUCCGGUAAGCAGAAUUGACAAGUGAUGGGCUCCAUACAAAUCUGGACAAUGUAUGAGAAAUCCAAUGCCUAAAUCGUACUUAUGAAAAAGCUGGAUAUGUGGUCUAGAUAGGCACAGAAAAAAAGUCUAAUUUGAUUUUGUUUAAUGACAGGAUCAUACCGGUUGGAUAUGUUGUGAAAUGUGUUGAAAAGGAAAGCAGCAAUUCACUAUAAUGCCACUAUGAUCACAAGUUCCCUGGUGUGUUGUGUCUGUCUGUUGCUUAAAAUGCAAAAAAAAAAAAAAAAACUUAAAUGACUUCA